AUUACAUUUAGCUGCUUUUUAUGGUCAUAGUCAUAUUAUACAAGAAUUAUUAGUAUUAAAUGUUAAUAUUUAUGUCCGAGAUAAUCAUGAAUCAACACCAUUACAUUGUGUUGCUCGAUGUGUUGGUAUUAAAUGUUAUGAUGGUAUUGAUGCAUCUGUUUGUAUACUUGAUAUGUUUUUAAAAUAUAUUGAAAAUUAUCGAAAAAAUUCUUUUGAUUUCUUAACAACAAUUGAUGGUUUAGGUCAUAAUUGUCUUGAAACAGCUACAAUAUCACGAAAUCGACCUUUUGUUGAAUAUCUAUUAAAUCUUAAUAAUAUUUCUCUAUUUAAAAAUCUUUUACGUAAUGCUCAAUUACUUGAUAUUCAUAAUAAACAUAUUGAUACACCACUUAGAAAAUUAAUAACAUAUAUGCCUGAUUUAGCUUAUCGUGUACUUGAUAUUUUUAUAACACAUAUUGGUAAUAAACAUGAAGCUCAACAUAAAAUAAUUUAUGAUUUUGAAUUUCUUGAAGAUCAUUGUUAUAUACAACAAUGGCAACAACGUAAUAUGGCAUCUCAGAUAAUAAAAAAGAAAUCAAUAAAUAAAUGUUAUUGUCCAAUAUUUUGUCGUCAUAAACCAGUUGAAUUUCAAAAUCAAUUUUUUGAUGAUAAUCAUUGUCGAUCAUUAUUUGCUUAUACAACAAAUCCUUAUACAUUAGUACAUAAUAAUGUACUUUCAGUUAUGUGUAAAUGUGCUAAAGAAAUUGAUUUAAAAGAUCAUGAAGAUGACAGUAAGAAUGUUCAAUAUAGUUAUAAAUUAAUGCAUCAUCCUCUUUGUUCUCAAUUAACACAACUUAAAUGGAAACAAUUUGGACUACCAUUAUUUUUAAUAUUUUUUUCUAUCUAUUGCCUUUAUUUAAUUUUAUUUACAAUACAAAUGUUACGAAAUAGACAACCAGAAUAUUUUUAUCGAUUAGUAAAUGCUUCAUUUCCAAAUGCAUUUUAUUCUCAUGGACCUGCAUUGGUAAAAAAGACAUAUGAGAAUUGUGAAGAAGUUGGUGAACGUCUUGCACAAUUAAAUAUUCAAGAAGCAUUGAAACAACCAGCAGAUCGUAUUAUUAAAACGUUAGUUAUUGUGCUUUUAUGGAUUCAUGUUAUAAAAGAUGCUUUAUUAAUCAUUGGUGUACAUCGAUUUUCUCUUGUAUGGAGAAUUUAUAUGGAAACUGUAACACUUAUUCUUAGUUUUAUCUGUUUAUACGAUGAUAAUCCAUGGCAAGGUCGAUUACGUUUUCGUUGUCCAACACAAUGGCAAUUGGGUGCAUUUGGAGUAUUUCUUGCUUGGACAACAUUAUUAUCUUAUCUUCGUUUUUUUCCUAUAUUUGGAGUUUAUGUUGUUAUGCUUGAAGUAAUUAUGCUUAAAUUUUUAUGGUUUGCUCCAGUAUUAAUAAUAUUAAUUUGUUCAUAUUCAACAGCUUUUUAUAUGCUUCUACAAAAUCAACCUGUUUUUUCUACUAUUCCCUUUGCUUGGUUUAGAUCAGCUUUUAUGGUAUUAGAUACAGGUUAUGAAGAUCGAUUCUUUGGUCCAGAUAGUGAAGCAUACAUUAGCCUUUAUCCAGUUCUUUUUGUUCUUUUUCUUUUCUUUGGUGUUACAAUGACGAUUCUCGUCAAUAAUCUUCUCAUCGCUUUAGCUGUUGGUGAAAUAGCAGAUUUAUCAGCUAUUGCACGUGUACGUAAUUUAACAAGACGAUAUGAAUUAUUACGUGAAUGGGAAAUAUUUCGUUUACAAUUUUUAUGGUCACCUGCUCCACUUCAACUUCGUCAUGAACAUUUUGAAAAAAAAUGGAAUCGACAAUUACAAACAUGUUUAAGAUGGGUUUAUCGUUAUACAUUUCUCAAAACUUAUGAUUGA
This is a messenger RNA of Rotaria sordida, 1888 nucleotides long. The record is from the annotation of a GenBank genome assembly. NCBI's taxonomy places the organism in Eukaryota, Metazoa, Rotifera, Eurotatoria, Philodinida, Philodinidae.